Messenger RNA from Sphaerodactylus townsendi, 1778 nucleotides. It is a transcript of the gene CEBPD, whose product is annotated as CCAAT enhancer binding protein delta. Bases 272 to 1210 code for a protein of 312 amino acids. The transcript has a single exon. Gene Ontology annotation, molecular function: RNA polymerase II cis-regulatory region sequence-specific DNA binding; DNA-binding transcription factor activity, RNA polymerase II-specific. The record is from RefSeq and is a predicted model, not a curated record. Gene Ontology annotation, biological process: DNA-templated transcription; regulation of cell differentiation; regulation of transcription by RNA polymerase II. Lineage: Eukaryota; Metazoa; Chordata; Lepidosauria; Squamata; Sphaerodactylidae.
GGCGGAGCCGCGCUCGAUAAAAGGGCGCCGGGGAGCUCUGCACCAUCAGGUUUCCCUGUCACACGCCCUCCGGAGGCUGCCGCCUGCAAGUAGCCCGAGAGCAGCAGCAGCAGCAACAGCGGCGUGACAGUCCGAGGAGACAGCGACGGGGCUUGGGAGCUAGAAGGCGGCGGGAAGAGACCAGGUGAAGCAGCCCCCUUCCCGCGCACCCUCCGCCCCGCAGGGCUCCCCGGGACUCUCUGCGUGCGCCCCCCCUUCUCGAGCGCUUCCAAUGAGCGCCGCAGCCCUGGACAGCCUGGACUCGCUGUCCUGCUACCGGACCUGGUCGCUGGAGCCCGCCAAUUUCUACGAGGCGAAGGUGGGCGAAGGCGGCAGGCUGACCGCGUCAUGCAAGGUGAGCGCCGUGGAGGAGCCGGGCGGCAUGCCCUCGGGGCCGGGCAGCGGCAGCCGCGACCUGGCCGAACUCAGCGCCGCCGCCUCGGCCAUGUACGAGGACGAGAGCGCCAUUGACUUCAGCUCCUACAUCGACUCCAUGGCGGCCGUGCCCAACUUGGAGCUGUGCAACGACGAACUCUUCGCCGACCUCUUCAACAGCAACCACAAGGGCGGCGGCGGCGGCGGCGCAAACUACGGGGACUACCUGCCGCCGGCCCCGCAGCAGCCCCAGGCGCCCUCGGCGGGCGGCGCCUUGGCCAGCCUGCUGCACGCCGGCCUCCCCCAGGGCCCGUUGCGGGGCGCCGUCAAGCAGGAGCCCAGCUGGGGCGAAGAGGCCUCGGCGUCGCCCUCCUCGCUGCUGCCGUCGCAGAUCGCCACCUGCGCCCAGACCGUGGUGAACCUGAGCGGCCAGCCCACGCCGCCCACCUCCCCGGAGCCCGCGGGCAGCGCCUCGCCGUCCAGCUGCAGCAGCCGCUCGUCGUCGUCGUCGUCGGGCGGCAAGGAGCGACAGGGCAAGAAGGGCGUGGACAGGUUCAGCCCCGAGUACCGGCAGCGGCGGGAGCGCAACAACAUCGCCGUGCGCAAGAGCCGCGACAAGGCCAAGCGCCGCAACCAGGACAUGCAGCAGAAGCUGGUGGAGCUGUCGGCUGAGAACGAGCGGCUCCACAAGAAGAUCGAGCAGCUCACGCGGGACUUGAGCAGCCUGCGGCACUUCUUCAAGCAGCUGCCCAGCGCCUCUUUCCUGCAGGGCCCCUCGGCCACGGACUGCCGGUAACCGGCCGAGGAGGGGGAGCCGCGGGCCGCCGGGCCAGAGACUUUGAACUUCUUUCAAAAUACCUCACGGAGAGCCGCACAGAGCAGCGGGAGCUGCACGCGGAGGGAGGGAGAGGGGGGAGCGCGCGCGCCUCGGGGUGCAAAGGGCGCGCAACCGCGCUGCACGCCGAAAUCGUGCCCAAGGUGCGCAGAGAGGCGGCGACUCUUUGCUGUCAUGCCUGUUCUCCUCCCAGGGACACAGAAAGCAACAGGGGAAGUGGAAUAAGCUGCCUUUUGAACGGACUAAGCCUGUGUCUUUAAACCACCGAACUUGCCAAAAAAUAGUGAAAAAAAAGAAAAGCUGAAAUGUUGCCUUUUUCUCUUUUCCUAAAUUAUUUUUGUAAUGAUAUGGGUGGGGUUUUUUUCUACAUCUUACUCAUAUUGAUGCAGCUAUGGUACUUUGUAAGAAAUGAUUUUCAAACACUUUUUAUUGUAAGCAGCAAAAGGAAAAAAAUAAGACUGAGCAUGCUCAAAACUUUUAUAUCGAUUUUUACAUCGUUCCUAAAAAAUAAAAAAAACUUUGAAAUUUA